Nomia melanderi (Alkali bee) is the source of this 360-nucleotide messenger RNA. RefSeq names its product mitochondrial pyruvate carrier 2. Gene Ontology annotation, cellular component: mitochondrial inner membrane. The record is from RefSeq and is a predicted model, not a curated record. NCBI's taxonomy places the organism in Eukaryota, Metazoa, Arthropoda, Insecta, Hymenoptera, Halictidae. Gene Ontology annotation, biological process: pyruvate import into mitochondria.
AUGCCGCAAAAAGAAGGUCGUUAUCAAAGACUUAUGUUAAAAAUAGCUUGUCUUUUACCGAAAAGAUUUCGUGCUCUUUUUUUACAUCCUGCAGGUCCAACGACUGUAUUUUUUUGGGCCCCAACUUUCAAAUGGGGCCUAGUGGCAGCCGGAAUAGGGGACCUUACACGUCCUCCAAACGCAAUUUCAUUAAGUCAAACGGCUAGUCUUAUGAUAACGGGUGCUAUAUGGUCCAGGUACUCAUUAAUAAUUACACCAAAGAAUUAUAACUUAUUUUGCGUAAACGCCUUUACCUGUUUGACGGGAUCAUACAAUUUUGUAAGAGCUGUCUUAUAUCAAAUAAAGCAAAGCUCGAAAUAA